CAGAGGCUUCUGGGAGGAGGUUUGUCCCCCCGCGGCCGCCGUCCUCCAGCUCGUUACAUUGUUGCAGAUACAGCUGUGCGGGGGGAGGAGGAGGAGAGUCCGCCCAACAGCGACCGGGAGCCGGGACCCAUCCGAGCAGCCUCUUUCAUGGUUCUUUAAUGUGAACUGAAACACUGGAAUCGCACAAGGGUUAAAUCGAGAUCAAAUCAUGACCGAUAUUCCGAUCGAUAAAUCCAAUCUGCCGCGGGUCAAUGAAGUUUGCCGGGACUUUGCGGUCCUUGAAGAUGGCGCUCUCGCUCACUGUCUACAGGAACAGGAAAUUGAGCAGCAUUACGCCUCCAACGUGCGGAAGAACAAGCUGGUGCAGAAGGAUAUCCGCAUCGCCAAGAAGCUGCAGGACGAGGAAGAUCUACAGAGCAAAGUCUUCAGCCUGGAGCAACAGAAGCAAAUAGAAGAAUUAGAUUCGGAAUACGCUCGAGCCGUCCAGGAAGAACUACAGAGGAAAGCCCAGGAAUGUCUGCAGAGGGAAGAGGAAGACAAGGAAAUCGCCAAGCGGCUGCAGCAGCUGGAGGAGGAAGAGCUGCAGAGGAACGUUCAGGAGAGGUCCCGGGGAGAUCCCGGCAGCCGGCAGCGGCCAUACCUGACGUCUAUGGACAAUGCGGAGGAGGAGGAAUAUCCCUCGAAGCAGCAGAAUGCCUCCGACUACAGGCGAGGACACAGGAGCUCCGAGAGGGACCACAGCGCCAAAACCCCAGAGGAGCAUCCUGGGAGAAUGGUCUCCGGCCGCGUGUCCUUCGGCCAAGUCUAUUAUGACAGCUCCAGAACCCCCGAAGUAUGGAAGGAGCCCGGCCGCAAAGAUCCGCAAGUGCCGUUUCCUUACAGGAGUCAUCGCAGUUCCUCAGAAAGAAGCCCGUGUCAUCCCAGCAGCUCAGAGGGAACGUCCAGCCGCGAGCGCGACAUGGGCCGAAAAGAGGAGAAAGUCAGGGGUCAUCGAGACAGACAUUGCCGGCAUCAUUCGGAACGGUGCAGACGCUCCAGCUCGGACAGCGACGACUGCCCGGAACAUUGUGUUAGGGAUAAGAGGAGCCGACGCUCGCAAUGGAACCAAAACCACGAUCCUCGUCACCACCGACCGUCCAACAAGCCUGCGUGUAGGAUAUCGAGUCACGGUCUGAGCGCAGGAAUUUCCAGAGAACAUGGUGAGGAGACCCGGCCGAGCCUCAACAUAGAACCACUCGACUGGAAAAUGGCCGAACUUCACGUCCAGAGCUCGGACCAGCUCCUGAAGGACGAGGAGUUGGCGCGCCGGCUCCAAGAAGAAGAAGAGAAGCGAAUAGCCAAGCUGAAGCGUCACGACCAACGCGAGGACUUCAGGGCGGCUCAGGUGGCACAAGAUGAGGAAAUAGCCAAGUACAUCCAGCAGCAGGAGCUGAGAGCUCAGCGGAGGUCGGAGGAUCUGGACAUGGCGGCCGACAGCGAUGAUGAUGAUGGGAGUAUUUGUAGCUUCACUGACAGGAGGAGUAUAGGGAUGAAGAGUGACGUGCCUUCUAACCAAGGGCCCCUGGACUCCGAGGGCCUGGCCUCACCCACCGAGUGCCGUACGCCUGAGAAGAUGGAGUUUACAGCAGUGGAAGGAAAUCUGGACCAGAACACACUCCGCUCACCCAGGAACAUUGCUGAAGAACUCGACCCCACGUUUAAGUCCAAGAAGGAUUCCCAGCCGGACGUGUUUGCGGUCUGUCCGCCAGAGUUUCCGGUAUCUACUCAGACCCAACCUGUCCCAGUCGACGGAUUCUACGACUUCAUGGACGACGGCGCCGACCCGAUAUUUAUACCGCCGACCAAGAGGCAGCCAGAAAAAAUGGGGCGCGGCAAACCCAAAGACAAGAAGGAGGGGUGCAAGCAGCAGUGACCCCGCCCCCCGCGCCUCCUCGUAGCCGUCAUCUUACUUCUUGCCAAACGUUUUGUGUUCAGUGUCAAGUCAUCAUGGUGGGCGAUCCUCGGCGCGCGUCUACACAAGUGGAAUUAACUCAUUCAGGGAUGAAGACGAUAAUCUGAUUUUCUCGCAUUCAGGUGCCUUAGGCAUUUUAUUAUCUGAGCGUUCCGGUUCAGGACGGAGAAGCACAUUUUAGUACCAAUUGUCCAGUCUACAGAGAAUCUGCGCGCAUUCGGCGAGCAUCGCGGCUCAUUCAUCCAUCCACUUCGCCCAAUUCUCUUUUUUUCGUCCCCUAAAAUUAAAAACGAUUAUAAAUUUUGAAAGGUAUCAAUCUUCAGAGACGACCCGCGAACCGUCCCCCGUACUGAUCUGAUAGAAUUCUUAUUAUUAUUUGCGAUUCUUCUCAUAUCGAUAUCACUAGUCGCUGAUUUUUAUUUUUUUUACCUUUUUUUCGGUUUUACUGUUCAGUGUUUAUCAGACUUUGUAUUGAGGUUAAAUGCAGCGUUUGAUUCCAGUAUUUUUUUCUUUAAAGAUUUUUGCACUGAUUAAUUAUUAUUUCUUUUUUUUUAUUUGAAUAAUUUUUGGUGCUUUUUGUGUAUAGAUCCCAAAUGCCUUUAGAAUUUUACUUUAAAA
Hyla sarda is the source of this 2569-nucleotide messenger RNA. RefSeq names its product trichohyalin-like. Bases 209 to 1912 code for a protein of 567 amino acids. The transcript is spliced from 14 exons. NCBI's taxonomy places the organism in Eukaryota, Metazoa, Chordata, Amphibia, Anura, Hylidae. The record is from RefSeq and is a predicted model, not a curated record.